GACGUACCGACAACGUUGGAUCUUCACAGUCAAAAAUCGAAAAAAAAAAUUAUUGUUUUGAAGUUUUUCCCAAAUUUUGCUCCAUUUUUCCUAAUCUAAAACUAAAUCGAAAAUAUUGCUGGAGUUAGUACAACAAAGUUCGUGCUUCUUAUUCACUGAAUAAUUAAUUCUUAGGCAAUCUAAAACUUCAAUUUUAACCCAAAGAUGAUUAAAAGAACACCUCAAAAAAUGAACAAAUCAAAUAGUUCUCAUGAUGAUGUUCAAUAUCACCGAAUGACAGCCCAAAAUGAUGGAUUUGUGGAUAUGCAGUUUGAAAGAAGUUCCCCUCAAAAGAUUCCUUGGAAAGCCAUUCUAUUGGCAUUUGCACUUUUUCUCGGUGGUACUUUGUUUCUUAUCCUUGGAUCACUGUUGGUGUCUGGACACAUUGACUCAAAGUAUGGAGAUCGCACAUGGCCAUUGAUAAUUAUUGGACUAAUUAUGUUCAUCCCAGGAGUGUACCACGUACGGAUUGCCUUUCUCGCGUAUACUGGAUACGAAGGGUUUUCUUUCGAAGACAUUCCUGAAUUUAAUUAAUUCUUUUUCACGUCCGAAACUAAGAAACAUUUAUGUUUCUUGUCCCACAUGUCUAUGAAACUUGAAGUGUCCUCUUAAUAAGUAUUUUCCUAGUCUAAAAAAUAUUUUGUUACUUUAUCGUGGUGCUGCGCAAUAUAGAAUGAUAAUCUAA
Molecule: messenger RNA, 724 nt
Organism: Daphnia pulex (common water flea)
Lineage: Eukaryota; Metazoa; Arthropoda; Branchiopoda; Diplostraca; Daphniidae
Product: transmembrane protein 230-like
Exons: 6
Coding region: 205-573 (122 amino acids)
Cellular component (GO): endomembrane system
Source: RefSeq, a predicted model, not a curated record